Colossoma macropomum (tambaqui) is the source of this 2335-nucleotide messenger RNA. It is a transcript of the gene med7, whose product is annotated as mediator complex subunit 7. Gene Ontology annotation, cellular component: mediator complex. Lineage: Eukaryota; Metazoa; Chordata; Actinopteri; Characiformes; Serrasalmidae. Gene Ontology annotation, biological process: regulation of transcription by RNA polymerase II. The transcript is spliced from 2 exons. The record is from RefSeq and is a predicted model, not a curated record. Gene Ontology annotation, molecular function: transcription coregulator activity. The coding region runs from base 146 to 895 and encodes 249 amino acids.
UCCAAUCAGAAGGCUCCUUACUGACCAGACACACGGGCGUAAUGCGAAAAAGAGUGUGCCCGUUUUCCUUUUUUUGAGAAUCUGUUUAAGUUACUUUAGUGGAUAAUAAAUAUCUCCUCCAUUAAACAGUAGCUGGACACUGAAAAUGGGGGAGCCGCAGCAGGUCAGUGCCCUGCCGAUGCCGCCGACGCAGUACAUCAAGGAAUACACUGACGAAAAUGUACGGAAAGGACUGGCUCCAAAACCGCCACCUCCAAUUCGGGACACUUACUUGAUGUUUGGCAAUCAGUUUCAGUGUGAUGACCUCAUAAUUCGUCCGCUUGAGAGCCAGGGCAUUGAGCGCCUGCAUCCCAUGCAGUUUGACCACAAGCGGGAACUGAAGAAGCUUAACAUGUCCAUCUUGGUCAACUUCCUGGACCUCUUGGAUAUUCUGAUUAAAAGCCCUGGAAGCAUUAAACGGGAAGAGAAACUGGAGGACCUGAAACUGCUCUUUGUUCACAUGCACCACCUCAUCAACGAAUACCGCCCGCAUCAGGCCAGAGAGACGCUGCGUGUGAUGAUGGAGGUGCAGAAGCGGCAGAGGCUGGAGACGGCUGAGCGCUUUCAGAAGCACCUAGAGCGAGUGGUGGAGAUGAUCCAUAACUGCCUUGCUUCGCUGCCUGAUGAUUUGCCCCAGCCGGACACCUCUAGUGGGGCUGGAGCAAGUGGCCUGGCUGUAGGCUCAGGCUCAGGCUCAGGAGGCGAGUCCAGACUGAAAACUGAGCCUAUGGACUUAGAGGAGGUUGGGGUUAGCUGCAUGGCAGGACAAACAGACAAAAGUGUGCCCUCCACUAAGAAGGAGAAAGUAUGGGAUAAAGAUGCUGCAAUGUGUAGUAUCAUUGAUGAAAUGACUUAAGAUGCGUAGUAUAUUGUUCCUUAGUUGUUAGCUUUUGUUUUGUUUUUGUUUAACUUUAUUACAGCACAAAUGUGGAUUGACACAAAAGCUAUUUUGAACACUUCAGCCACUCAGUAAUGGCAAAAUGUUUGAUUUCAAAUGAUGAAAUCAACUCCCCAGUGCUGUACAAAAUUUACUAAGACUUGUCAUAAGAUCUGUUUGGUGUGAUAUGAAUAAAGCUGAUAUGUUCUUGUUUCUCUGGCUUGAGUGUAACCUGCACAAGUCUGUAUAAUUUGCGCAUGAAAACAUAAUGACCUUCUGGAAAGAGCUAGAGACCUUGUUGUACAAUAUGUAACAAGGUUAUGUGAUAUAGUGGUUUACAGUCUCAUUUCCAGAAGAACCACAUUCAGCAGUUUGAAACAAGGAACUAUAGCUCUUAUACAACCUUUAACUAGCCACCCUUACGUAAUUGCCCUUUAUUCUAAUGAACAGCAUGCAGCUUAACCAUGUGGGUUCCUUUUGUAAUAUGAGACGUGUAGAAAACAUACGUAGCUGUGUGAAUAGACAAUGUUAAAUACACAAACUUGUCACUUAGUGUGAGGCUGAAUAACACAGGGGUGGUUCAUGUCAUGAAAGCGUGACUUGCCAAGUUCAUUUUAAUCAUCUGUAGUUCAGCUGCAGUUUGUACUGAGAGGUGCACACAAGGUUACUGACGCCACCAAAGCUGUGAAGAGUGCAGACACAGACUGAUGAAUGCAGCAAGCCCGUCUAUGAAAUAACAGACUGUUAUUGUGUAAUGAUCUUCUGUGCUAAGUAUCCCAGAUCAGCAUAGGUGAGCUCUGCUAACAAUUUAGCACAAAUUUACUGUAAAUCUACAUUCCUAAAAAAAGAUGUUUCUUCAAGGGUUCUUUAAUAAAGACAAUAGUUCUGUAUAGAACCAUUUACACUCAAAGAACUAUUUGCAUGCUUAAAAAGUUUUGCAUCGUGAAAUGGUUCAGAUUGAUGAACAAAGUGUUGUAGGGUUCUGCAAUGACAAGCCUCUAACAAUAGAAGAACCAUUUUUGGUGCUAUAUAGAACCAUAUAUAACGUUCUACAUCACGCUUAAGAACCAUUUAACGAUGCAAACAGCUCUUCAAGCAUGCAAUUGUUUUCCAGUUGUUUUUGAGUUUUCUUGGUUCUAUAUAGUACCAUUAUCUUUAUUAAAGAACUCUUAAAGAACCAUAUUUUUAAUACAAAAUUGCAUUAUUGAGAUGUAGUUAUCUACUGUCCAAAAAUGUGUUUUAUAUGUAAUGUUGGUAAUGGUAAAAAAUGAAGGUAGGUGCAUUUGAGAGAGAUUCUCUUUUACAUGAGUGGAUUUUUAAAAAGCUAAUGCUAAAACCUUAAUUCUAUUGUAGAACUAUAUCUCAGGCAUCUGGAAGUGUAUUCAUAUCCAUUUUAUGUAAUAAAGGUUUUAAAAAACA